Messenger RNA from Heterobasidion irregulare TC 32-1, 219 nucleotides. RefSeq lists its product as uncharacterized. The transcript has a single exon. Lineage: Eukaryota; Fungi; Basidiomycota; Agaricomycetes; Russulales; Bondarzewiaceae. The annotation marks the transcript as partial. Gene Ontology annotation, biological process: regulation of transcription by RNA polymerase II. Gene Ontology annotation, cellular component: nucleus. The record is from RefSeq and is a predicted model, not a curated record. Gene Ontology annotation, molecular function: RNA polymerase II cis-regulatory region sequence-specific DNA binding; DNA-binding transcription factor activity, RNA polymerase II-specific.
AUCCCUCGUCCCCCCAACUGCUUCAUGGUAUAUAGGUCUCACUUCUGGGCGAAGGAGAAGGCUUUCAAAGAUGCGGAGCGCAAUCACAGCAACAUCAGUUGCUUGGCAGGCGGCAGUUGGAGAGAGCUCACCAACACCCAGCGCGAGCUAUACCAAGCGAUUGCUCGGGAGGCUCAGCGUCUCCACUCCCAGCGCUAUCCCGAUUACAAGUACCAGCCC